AUGAGGAUAMUAAAAACAUUCAAARCAACUACAAAACUUCCCAGCAAGCKGUCMCUMCGYGUACCUGGSCUCCAAUGYCCRUGUCCAUCUUUGGAGACUGGUAAAGAGUAUGUAAUAUUUGGCAAGCUGAAGACAAAGAAAACCGGGCAAAUMAGAGUCAUGCURAAUCGUCGAACUUUCGUCAAGGAAUGGAGUGGUGAAUUUGAAAAAGAAGUUGAUUCAAUGAAGAUGGAUUGUGAAGUAGARAAGGCUGCCACAACAGAGAUACCAACAACUUCAGUUAGCGACACAUCMACUAAAGCGACCACUCUUGAAUCAACAAUCCGACCACCGACCACAACAAGAAUGGCAACUACCCAACCAACAGCUGACCCUUGUCCUUUGUGUCGGCUGUCUGAUAACCUAGCAGCUCUUUAUUGUUCAAACGAUUAUGCCAUACGCGCUAAGGUCACAAAGUAUCGUCUCGCCACCAACCGAACGAUGUACUACGCGCAUGUCAUCACAACAUACAAGACAAUUCAUGAACUUCCACAUGAAGUGUUGAUUCGAGUCCCAGGACAGCGCUGCCCCUGUCCACCGCUAGAAUCUGGGACCGAAUACCUUAUUGUUGGCAGAACUAAGGCUACUUUCACUGGAAAGCAAAGGCUGACUUUAUCGAUAGAUAGCUUUGUUCAGAAAUGGGAUGACAGUCUUGAUGAGAAAAUCGACGUAGUGAGAACGAGGUGCGGGUUACCUGUGGUAAAGGAGCUGACAACCAUCUCUACGCUUGCAUCUUCUAGAGGGACUACAAAGACUGCMAACUUAUUACCCACAUUACCCACAACUAUUGAAAGGGCAACUACAGAACAGCAAAAUGAUUGUCAAGAYUGUAGUCCUCUCAGCAAAAGCAAGACACGGCAAAAACAGUUUUGCAAAAGCGACCAAGUUUUCCAUGGUCGUGUUUUUAAGAUUCAUCGAGUUUCAGCCAAUCGUACUCAAUACCUCAUUACUAUGGUAACCGCAUUUAAAAGUACCUUUGAGCUGCCAGACCAGAUCCCGGUUCGAGUAGCUGAUAAUGCAUGUCUAUGUAGUCAAUUGGCUGUUGGUAAAGAAUUSCUAAUAUUUGGUCGAGUUAAAGACAAAGGCAGAGGGAGAGUACGAAUGACUYUAACUCGUAAGAGUUACAUACAAGAAUGGGAUGACAGCCUURCUGGAGUCAUCGACAUCCUGAAAACACAAUGUGAAAAGUCUAUAAUGGAAGUGAAGAUUAAGGAAACUACAGUCACAAAAGUUGYCCCACUUGCAACAUUGAAAACAACAGAAAAUCCGCCGAGUACUACAGGUAGCGAAUUGACAGUGAAAGAGACAGUGGUUUCAACAACAACAUCGCCAACAGCCAAUUGUCCGCAUUGCCAACUUUCCUACAACAUCCAUGAUUUUUGUCUAAACGAGCAUGUAUUACGYGUGCGCGUCAUCAAGAUGUACCACACGUCAGCAAACCGAACUGUCUACCAUGUGGGAGUGAAACAAACCUACAAGAGUACCGAUGGAACCGCGCCUAUAAUUCUACUGCGCGUUCCUGGUAUCGAGUGCCAUUGUCCUAAACUGCGAGUAGGUGUGGAGUAUGUCGUGAUGGGUUUAGUACGCAGAAGAAGAAAAGGACCGUCCAUUAUGAAACUCUCUGCUGGUAACUUUGUGCAAAGAUGGAAUGAAGACUUUGAAGAGGAGGUGGAAUCACUACGACUUGGUUGUAAUAGUUCUUCGAAUGUUGGCUCGUUUGUUCAUUUAAUUUCAGGUUCCAAAMCAACAAGCACAACACCCUCGACACCACCUAUUACUACCAAUAAAGUAACCACGGAGGUAACCACCACGCCAACAACCUCUACAUUACUAUCAAAUUCCACUUCAAGCCAUACUCCAUCUACUGAAAAUAAAGUUACUCCAASUACCUCYCCAAAGUGYCCUCCAUGUCUKAAGUCAAAGAGAAGAAAUAAACUCUAUUGCUUGAGUGAUUACGUUUUGGCAGUGCAAAUACUUGAACGUUUGCAUAACACAUCGACGCACAUCACAAAAUACUACGCCGCCGUACAACACAAGUACAAAGAAUACUCUCCUCUCGACGACAUCCUUGUUACUCUUAUCGUGAGAAAUGAUCGAUGUAACUGUCCAAAUUUUAAAGUAAAUGCGUCGUACACUWUGAUGGCAAACGUUGAAUACAUCGGAAGRGAUGAAAUUCGUCURAUUUUACCAGAACGGCCGUUUGUAAAAGUUUGGUCGAAAGGCUUUCACAAGAAAAUGCUGAGACUGAAAGGAUCGUGCAGCACUGGACACAAAAGACUUUGAGUUGAGGAAAUUAUUUGGAGAAAUAAUCUGAAAAAGGGAGAAAUGAGGGAGUACAUAUUUGGUAUAUGAGAAUAUGGUGUCCAUAUUUGGCGAACGAAAUCCAUAUUUGGCAAUUGACGUCAUAUUUGUAAACGCAAGCACGUUUAUGGUUAGACACUACAAAUUUGGAACGUCACGAACUUCAGUAUUUGGAAACUGAGGUCURUAUUUGGGGAGGAAAGUCCAUAUUUGGUAAAACCGUCUUGUACGAAAACUCAUAUUUGAAGAAUAUAUCCGUAUUUAUGUUUUCCAUGUUUUUGGAAACAAAGAAAAUUUUAGCAAAUCAGCUAUUUCUAAAAAGCAAAUCAUGCAUCACAAAACAUCAGAUUGGAACUGAUUUAGAGAAAAAUGUCAGGUUUUUAGUUUAAAGCAUGUUAUCCAAUACCAAUUUGCUUUGAGUUGUAAAUGAUUUAUUAAUUGUAAAUAUUAUAUAAUUUUAGUUAUCUUAAUGGUUAAUAAUGAUAAGAUUGUAAAUAUAAAAAUUGUAUUCUUAAUAAAUAUGGUCAACUAAUCACA
Molecule: messenger RNA, 2877 nt
Organism: Exaiptasia diaphana
Lineage: Eukaryota; Metazoa; Cnidaria; Anthozoa; Actiniaria; Aiptasiidae
Exons: 13
Coding region: 1-2322 (773 amino acids)
Molecular function (GO): protein binding; metalloendopeptidase inhibitor activity
Source: RefSeq, a predicted model, not a curated record